UUAAGUUCUGCAACUCUGAAAAAAUUCACAACCUCCAGAAUUUAAAAGGUCAACAUCAAAGUACAACACACAACCGAAAGAAAGGUCUUGCCAUUGGAUUGCGAAGAACUGGUGUGGUGUGAAAAGUCAUGGCUGGCCGACUGUCGAUGCCUGAGGAGGACCUCUGCUGCCCAAUUUGCUAUGAAAUAUUUAUGGAUCCCGUGGUACUCAGAUGCAGUCAUAGUUUCUGUGCCCAAUGCCUGCAGCAACACUGGGCUCAGCGGGGCCGGAAUAGGGACUGUCCCGUCUGUAGGAGCAUAUCCGUGGACGAGCCGGUGUCCAACCUCACGCUGAAAAACCUGUGCGACGCCUUUAUCAUAAACAUUAGACAGUCCGAAGAAUGUUUAUCAGAUGAGCUCUGUGCCUUACAUGGGGAAAAACUGAAGGUCUUUUGCUUAGUAGACCGCCAGCCAAUCUGCGUGGUUUGUCAGUCGUCCCGCAGACACAAAGGGCACGACUGCUGCCCUGUGGCGGAGGCUAUAACUGAAGUAAAGGAUCAGCUGGCAGCAGCUCUGACCACGCUUCAGUUGAAGAUCUACGACUGUGACCAGUUGAAGCUCGCGUAUGAGAAUACAGCAACACAUAUCAUGACUCAGGUGCAACACACAGAACGUCUCAUCCGGGAGGAGUUUGAAAAGCUACAUGCUUUUCUCCGACACGAAGAAGACGCCAGGCUCAAACGUCUGAGAGAGGAGGGGGAGAAGAAGAGUGUAAAGGUGAAAGAGAAUAUGAAGGAUUUGGAACAAAAUGUAGCAGACUUGACAGACACCAUCAAAGCCAUAAGAACCACCUUAGACCUGGAAGACAUUUCUCUCCUCCGUAAAAGUAAGGAAGCUCUGCAGAGGGCUCAAAUCAGAACACAGGAGCAAGAGAAAAGCUCUGGGAACCUGGUUGAUGUGGCAUCUCAUCUGGGAUCUCUCAGUUACCAAGUAUGGGAGAAGAUGAAGAAUGUAGUUCAUUACACCCCUGUGACGCUGGAUCCAAACACGGCCUACCCAUGGCUUGUGGUCUCAGAUGACCUCACCAGCAUUCAGGACAGUGAUGAGAAGCAAUGUCUCCCUGACAACCCAGAAAGAUUUGACCGAGACAACGCGGUGUUGGGCUCUCAGAGUUUCAGCAGUGGGAGACACUGCUGGGAUGUGGAAGUUGGAGACAACACAGCCUGGGUUCUGGGAGUAGCUCAAAAGUCUGUCCAAAGGAAAGAAAAAGUCAGUUCAGUGUUGAAGAAUGGCUUCCUGUGCAUAUACUUCUACCAUAACAUGUAUUUUGCAGGAACAUCUCCCCUGACUCGCCUUGCCCUAAAACAGAAGCCCAAACGGGUACGUGUGAAACUGGAGUUUGACAGACGCAAGCUGACCUUCUUAGAUGUUGACACCAACACCCAAAUCUACACUUUCAAACAUUCAUUCACAGAGGAGGUCUUUCCUUACUUCUGGUUGGGCAGUAAAGAGUGUCCUUUGAAGAUUCAGCCACUAGAGGUCGCUGUUACAGCUGAGUCCUGCACAUGAUCUCUGCUACUGCCCGUGUAUACCUCUUUAGGGCUUAUCUGAAGUUUAUUUGUUUUAGGCACAUCUGCGCAACCUGGUCUGUGUACUGUCAGUUAAUAUUCCCUUAUUAGCUGCAUGCCGCAAUAAUAAAUGCGCAUUUAUGUA
Chanos chanos (milkfish) is the source of this 1691-nucleotide messenger RNA. RefSeq names its product nuclear factor 7, brain-like. Gene Ontology annotation, biological process: protein ubiquitination. The coding region runs from base 129 to 1547 and encodes 472 amino acids. Lineage: Eukaryota; Metazoa; Chordata; Actinopteri; Gonorynchiformes; Chanidae. Gene Ontology annotation, molecular function: protein binding; zinc ion binding; ubiquitin-protein transferase activity. The record is from RefSeq and is a predicted model, not a curated record. The transcript is spliced from 7 exons.